Messenger RNA from Lampris incognitus (smalleye Pacific opah), 4133 nucleotides. RefSeq names its product solute carrier family 39 member 9 (gene slc39a9). Gene Ontology annotation, cellular component: membrane. The record is from RefSeq and is a predicted model, not a curated record. Bases 324 to 1256 code for a protein of 310 amino acids. NCBI's taxonomy places the organism in Eukaryota, Metazoa, Chordata, Actinopteri, Lampriformes, Lampridae. Gene Ontology annotation, molecular function: metal ion transmembrane transporter activity. The transcript is spliced from 7 exons. Gene Ontology annotation, biological process: zinc ion transport; transmembrane transport.
CCCCUCCGCCUCCAAACAAGCGACGAUCUGUUAGCGUCGGGUUGUUUUUUGUGUGCGCACCCCCGGUUAUUUACGGGUUAUCUUUGGUCGAAUGUGUCCGCGGUGGCUUUGUGAUUCACAAACGCAAUGCGGGCCGAGUCGCUCCCUCGCCGGUUAGCGUGCCGAGGCCGGCGCGGGAACUGCUAGCGCCAGCUAGCUUAGCUUAGCUCUGCCGCUCAGGCCUGGGGCACUGUAUUCCCCCCCCCCCCCCGACGCGUAUGCUAGGCUAGCCAGUUCGCAGGUUUUGGCCGGUGCCGGACGAGGCCGACGCGACAAGCGCGGAUAUGGACGAUUUUAGCUCGAUCAGCCUGCUGUCUCUUUCCAUGUUGGUGGGCUGUUACGUCGCCGGGACAAUACCUCUGGCGGUCAACUUUUCGGAGGAGAGACUGAAGCUGGUCACGGUGUUGGGAGCAGGGUUGUUGUGUGGAACCGCGCUGGCUGUCAUCAUUCCUGAAGGUGUACAUGCACUCUACGAAGAAGUACUAGAAGGUGGACACCAUUCCCAUGGACAGGCAGCAGUUGUGGAGGUGUCGGAGGCAAAGGGUGAGGCAGACACAGCCCUGGGUGUAAGCGCUGAACAUGUCCACAGCCACGAGCAGCUGCACGCCUACAUCGGCGUCUCCCUGGUCCUGGGUUUCGUCUUCAUGUUACUGGUUGACCAGAUUGGCAGUUCCCACGUGCACAACAGUGACGAUCCAGAGUCGGCAAGGAUUGCCUCUUCAAAAAUUACCACCACCCUGGGACUUGUAGUUCACGCUGCAGCUGAUGGUGUGGCACUUGGCGCUGCUGCCUCUACCUCACAGACGAGCGUUCAACUCAUAGUCUUUGUGGCCAUCAUGCUGCAUAAGGCCCCAGCGGCAUUUGGCCUGGUAUCUUUUUUAAUGCAUGCCGGGCUGGAGAGGAACCGCAUCCGGAAACAUCUGCUGGUCUUCGCCCUGGCAGCACCGGUUCUCGCCAUGCUCACCUUUCUCGGCCUCAGCCAGAGUAGCAAGGAGGCCCUGUCAGAUGUGAACGCCACCGGUGUGGCCAUGCUGUUCUCCGCCGGCACCUUCCUUUACGUGGCUACCGUCCACGUGCUCCCGGAGGUUGGGGGUGGCGGCCAUAGCCACGCCCCUGCGGGCGGAAAUAACGGGAAGGGACUGACCAAGGUGGAGGUUGGCGCUCUGGUUCUAGGAUGCCUCAUCCCGCUGGUGCUGUCCGUCGGUCACCACCACUAGAUCAGAUCCAGGACCAGGAAGCAGAGGUCACGCAUGGAGGAUUCUCACCCGGAGAGGGUAAACAAAGGUUAUGCAUUUUGGGGAAAGCGGCCAAUCACAGACCGCAAUGGAUCUCGAUGUCUUACUCCCCAUUAUUUCUCGAUGGACUGCUUGGACCAAGCCUACGCCUUUUUGUGGGGACUCCUACUGACAUGGAAGUGAACUAAAAGAGCCGAAAAUAGGCGUGGAUGAUACGGGAGUCGCCACAGCGACGACCCCCCCAUUCUCAGACACCAAAAUACACAAAGGGACGCUCCAUACCUACACUGUUAAUGAGACUACACAAUCAUGUACAACCAUAUAUUGCAAUGGAAAUGUUGGUCCUGUUUUUGUUUUAUUUCUAGAAAGACCUGGGGCGCACCCUGUUGGUAGGGUUUAAACAUCUCAGUGGAGUUUUGCUUCAAUGUCGGGUAAACCAGCCCAUUUAUUGUCCAUAUCAAAGCCCUAAAUUCAUUGCAAUGAUGUUUUAUUUGCUGUAAAUUGCGUAAUGAGAUUUAAAAUAAUUUGGGUGAACUUGUAAGGCAAAGAAAAUGAUUUUUUUGUUAUCAUUGUGUAGCGUGGUGGUCUCUCACCGAUCACCCACGUUCAACACGCAGGCCUGGCUCAGUGUUGAUGUGCCACGGUAGCAAGUUGAACCGGUACCAUGGAGAGACGUUGCCAUGUGGAAAUAAUUGUUAUUGUGGGUAAAAUAUCAUCCAUUAUUUAUUUUUAUUAUCUUUUGACAGCUGCAAGCAGUCAAAUACCGGUCAGUUUGCCUACGAUCCACCCUUUAGAAAUGUCCCCUGUUGUUAAAACAAGAGUUAGCGGUUGAAAUACGGAAAGUGGUUUUGGGGCUGUGGGAUUCUCCGGGCUCUUCUUGCAGAGGGAGCCCAGGUGGGAAGCCGGUGAUGGAUACGAAAGGAGUUUGUGUGCCACUCCCCACACCUCCCUAAGGUUCACGGUCCAGUCAGGUGAAGGCCAGACGCUGCGCCGGGAGGACGUUCUGCCAGCCUCACAGUAACACUAUAUUUCCAGUCCCCUCUGUGUCUUUUUGAACAUGUUGGCUUACUUCUUCUGGUGUAUUUCACCUUAACACUAGUUAGUAACGAGAUUGCAAAGUGACUUGUAUAGAGUUGUCUAAACAAUUUUUAUAUAUACAUAUAUAUAUACAUACAUAUGAGAGAGAGAGAGAAACACACACACACACACACUUAUUGGGGUGGGUGGAGUUGCAACGGAAGCAGAUGGGGACCACCGCUUGUGUGUUGGGCUCAACCGUGGGCGGUCUUGCGGGUCAUUUUGCCCAAGCAACUUGGAAAGAGGCUCGUCCAACCCUUAAGCUCCUUAAGCGCUUUUCGUUGACAUCCAAACCUGAGCAAUAAUCACACAAUUGUCACGGUUUCUGGUUUGAGGCCGUCUUAAACAGUUAGCCAUCGUAGCGGUUGCGACGAGACUCGCGUAUCGCAGUAGGCAAGAAAACCGCCCCUUGGGUGCCGUCAUGCUCAUAGAACCUUUUUUUUUAUAAUGCAUCUUUUGACCUCCACCACCCCGGUACCAUUUAGGAGUAAUAAAUGGGUCUCGUUGAUCAAUUUAAUAUAUAAACUAAACGCACUUCUCUCUCUUCCCUGCAGAGGGCGUGUGCCGACGUUGUGGGUGUUACUGUAACUGUACCUGCUCAGAGCAGACCUCAUGUAUAUGUAUGUAUGUACAUGUAUAGAAUAUCCUUUUCUUCCAUGGGUUGGCUUUACUUACUCGCAAAUACAUGCUCACCACCCCACCCCCCACUCUUUGGUUUUGGACCAGGCUAAAUUGUUCUUUUCUUUACUGAGGGACGGGAGGCAACAGGAAGACGAGCAGUCGUUUCCUGUUGUUGAAAUUUGAACUAAAGGGGUUUCAUGUGAAGUAACUUGCCGCUUCUGUGACGAGAACACUGUUUGAAACCUCCAUAAAUAUAAACACACAGCGGGAUCGGGGAUGGGGGGUGGGGAUGCAUGCAGACCUUAAGCUGCAUGAUACUUUCUCCUUCUCUUUAUUUUUUGCUGUUUUUUUUAAAUGACUGUAUAUUUGUUCAAAAGGGAAAUUUCCCCCAUUAUUUCAGACAGGCCGGUUGUGGUGAAGAGUCGCUCCAAUACCUGGGUUGUCCGUUCGGUGACGAACAAGGAGUGAGAAUCGAUGCUGAAACAUGCUGGUUAACCGUAGGAAACCCAACAGUUAUUAGCGGACAAUCCAGUCACCGUGGAAAAUGGUUUUACACCUGUGAAGAGGUUUUUGGGUAAAUUCAGCAGGCCUGUACAUUUUAAUCAGCAGGCAACGCUCGUUGUAAAUUUCACACCACUCAGUACUGCCCCCUACAGCCGUGGUUUUCAGACUGGUCCCUCGGCACCCGCGGGAGGUCUACUGCUGGUUUUCUUUUCUGCCAUAGUUAAUUUCAUCCAUCUGUUGUGCCAGGCCUAAAAAUGUAAAUAACUGCCCGGUAAGAUAGAAAACCACCAGCACUGGAAAACUGGCAAGUGGUACAGAACUAACAGUCCUACCGAGAGACGGGCCUCUUGUUGAAUCACACCAAUUUUGGAGAAGGGUCAUAAGUCCAAUGCCACGUAGUAUGCCCACCCUCACCAUGUCACUUAUUCUGACAGAUUUCAGCAUUUAAUGGACUUAUUCAGGGGGUUCGCUUCAAAAAGGAGUUUUUGGGGCAGGAAGGCUAAACCGGGUAGGGAUUUGUUUCUUUCUUUUUUUUAUUCAUGAUACUUUGGGGGUCGGGGGGGGGGGCAGGUUGUCUUUUCAUUCCAUAUGGAGUUUGCCUUAUUUCCAUCUUUUGAUUGUGAAAAACAGUCGUAAAGUAAAGCGGUGUUUUAUGAC